Molossus molossus (Pallas's mastiff bat) is the source of this 1500-nucleotide messenger RNA. It is a transcript of the gene PTGES2, whose product is annotated as prostaglandin E synthase 2. Bases 7 to 1125 code for a protein of 372 amino acids. Gene Ontology annotation, molecular function: prostaglandin-E synthase activity. NCBI's taxonomy places the organism in Eukaryota, Metazoa, Chordata, Mammalia, Chiroptera, Molossidae. Gene Ontology annotation, cellular component: mitochondrion. The record is from RefSeq and is a predicted model, not a curated record. The transcript has 7 exons.
GUGAACAUGGCCCAGGCUGCACGGGCGCUGUGGCCCGGCGGGCGCGCUCUGGCCUGGAGGCUGGGCGGUAGCCCGGCGUCCCGACUCCCGGUGCAGAGCCGGGCUGGCUUCGCUGGGGCGGCCGGAGGCCCAGGCCCUGCAGCCCUCGCCCGCAAGGGGAGCCGGCGGCUCCUGGGGACGGCGGCUCUGGCCCUGGGGGGCGCCGUGGGGCUGUACUACACCGCGCGGUGGCACCUGCGCGCCCAGGAUCUCCGUGCCGAGCGCUCAGCCACGCAGCUCUCCCUCUCCGACCGCCUGCAGCUGACUCUGUACCAGUACAAAACGUGUCCCUUCUGCAGCAAGGUCCGUGCCUUCCUCGACUUCCACGCCCUGCCCUACCAGGUGGUGGAGGUGAACCCUGUGCGCAGGGCCGAGAUCAAGUUCUCGUCCUACAGGAAGGUGCCCAUCCUGCUGGCCCAGGAAGGAGAGAGCUUGCAACAACUGAACGAUUCCUCUGUCAUCAUCAGCGCCCUCAAGACCUACCUGGUGUCGGGGCAGCCCCUGGAAGUCAUCAUCACCUACUAUCCAUCCAUGAAGGCCGUGAAUGACCAGGGCAAGGAGGUGACCGAAUUCUGCAACAAGUACUGGCUCAUGCUGGACGAGAAGGAGGCCCAGCGAAUGUAUGGGGGGAAGGAGGCCAGGACGGAGGAGAUGAAGUGGCGGCAGUGGGCGGACGACUGGCUGGUGCACCUGAUAUCCCCCAACGUGUACCGCACACCCACUGAGGCCCUGGCCUCCUUUGACUACAUCGUCCGGGAGGGCAAGUUCGGGGCCGUGGAGGGCGCCGUGGCCAAGUACCUGGGCGCAGCUGCCAUGUUCCUCAUCAGCAAGCGGCUCAAGAGCAGGCACCACCUCCAGGAUGACGUGCGUGAGGACCUGUAUGAGGCUGCUGACAAGUGGGUGGCAGCUGUGGGCAAAGACCGGCCCUUCAUGGGGGGCCAGCAGCCCAACCUGGCUGAUCUGGCCGUGUAUGGGGUGCUGCGUGUGAUGGAGGGCCUGGAGGCCUUUGACGACCUGAUGCGUCACACCCGCAUCCAGCCCUGGUACCUGCGGGUGGAGAAGGCCAUCGCUGAGGCCCCCCAGUGAGUGAGCGUCGUGCCGGGAGGAACCGGCAGGCUGCAGAAGACGCCGGCUGCCCGGCCCGGGCCACUGGGCCAGCACUUGGCGAUGCUGCGCAGGGCGACAGUCUCAUUCUACCUCUUGUCCACCCCCACCCCGCAGCUUACUGUUUCUAAUACUGGACAUCUGCUGGGACCCUGGGAUGCUGGGGACAGCCCCCUGAGGGGCACAGGGAGGCUACCUCCCCCUCGGCCCUGCCCUGUCUAACCCUGUGGGGGGAUUGGGUUGAGCCCCCACCCUGGCCAAGGGAAACAGGGGCAUCCUGGUUUAGGGAGAGCCCUAUCCUUGACUCCUCAUGGUUCUGCUCUGCCCAAGCACCCCUGGGACUCUGUCUUGUUUGAA